UCCCAGGACUGAACUGGAAAUAAAACCCUGACCAUUGCCCUGGGUGUCAUUUUACCAGUGGAUUCCUGCUAGAGCUUGCGUCCUGGGGAAGGUUUAAAUUAAACCAGAUUGCUUCAGGGCUCCAAAUAAUUUUUCACACUGGCCCAUGAUAACCAGGAGGGCAGCUGCCCAGGGCAAGUGUGGGCAGGCUGGAUAGGGCUGAACACCUGGGCAGAGGCCCAGGGGGGCUGUAUUUUCACAGCUCCAGAACCUCUGGGCCACCUGCCAACACAGCGUUGGGCAUGGUGGGGUCAAGGUCAGAUUGGGAGGAUCGUGGGAUGUUUGGGCAUGCUCGGUUUUUGACCCUCCCUGGAAGGAGGGUAGUGCCCACAUCCGUGGUCAUUCCAGGAGUGGCAAUGAAAGCCAGGGUUCGGGAGUCAGAGCUGGGGUUGAAUCAGAUUGCUCAAUCACUAGGCGACCUGGGGCAAGUGGUUUUAAGCACUGUGAGCCUCAUUUUGCUCCGGUCUGUCUCCUGAUUUAGUUAAGUGGCAGAUUUUCAAAAAUAAAAGGAAAGACCUUGAGGACUUGCCCAAGGUCACGGGGAGAAUCUGUGGGGGCUGUAAUCGCCCUCCACUGUCUCUGCUGCAACAGCAGUGAGGGUGACAGGUGGCCAAUUUGGCCAACAAAAGUAGCUCAAUCCUUGGGCACCAGCGUCUCCAGGUUGCUAUGGCAACUGAGGAGCGCUCCAGGAGCCACUGGGAAGAAGGGGAGGGGUCUUAAGCCCCGCCCUUGGGCACGCCCCCGGACAGCCUUUCUCCAUUGGUCGGGACCUCAGCCCCCGCCUCCCCAAGCCGCUAUAAGGCGGGCGGGGCGGUCUGGGGGUGGAGACUGGAGCCUGAGUCUAGGGUCCGCCGCGGUACCUGGGGGCUGAGGCUGCACGCGCCCAGGGUGACCUGUUUGCAGCAGGCAUGUCAGAAGAGGAGGCAGCUCAGGCCCCCAGAACCAGUUUGUGGGAGCAGGACCAGCAGAACGUGCUGCAGCGCGUGGCGGCCCUGCCCCUGGUCAGGGCCACGUGCACCGCAGUCUCCGAUGCUUACAGUGCCACCAAGGACAAACACCCGCUGCUGGGCUCUGCCUGUCGCCUGGCCGAGCGCUGCGUGUGCAGCCUGACCACCCAUGCCCUGGACCACGCCCAGCCGCUGCUCAGCCACCUGCAGCCCCAGCUGGCUACAGUGAACAGUCUAGCCUGCAUGGGCCUGGACAAGCUGGAGGAGAAGCUGCCCUUUCUCCAGCAACCUUCGGAGACGGUGGUGACCUCAGCCAAGGACGCAGUGGCCAGUGGUGUGACAGGCGUGGUGGGCCUGGCGCGGCAGGGCCGCCGCUGGAGUGUGGAGCUGAAACAAUCUAUGAGCCAUGCAGUGGACGUCGUGCUGGGCAAGUCGGAGGAGCUGGUGGACCACUUCCUGCCCAUGACUGAGGAAGAGCUCGCGGCACUGGCGGCGGAGGCGGAGGGCCCGGAAGUGGGCUCGGUGGAAGAGCAGAGGCGACAUCAGGGCUACUUUGUGCGCUUGGGCUCCCUGUCUGCGCGGCUCCGCCACCUGGCAUAUGAGCACUCUCUGGGGAAACUGAGGCAGAGGAAACAUGAUGCCCAGGACACGCUGGCCCAGCUGCAGGAGACUCUGGAGCUGAUCGACCGCAUGCAGUGUGGGGUGACCCCAAUCACCCCAGCCCGCCCUGGGAAGGUGCAUGAGCUGUGGGAGGACUGGAGCCAGUGCUCCCCGGAGAACGGCCGCCGCCGCCGCCGCAGCCAGGCGGAGCUGGAGACCUUGGUGCUGUCCCGCAGUCUGAUGCGGGAGCUGCAGAGCACCGUGGACGUACUGGAGACCAGCGUGCAGGGCCUGCCUCCCAACGCCCAGGAGAAGGUGGCCGAGGUGCGGCGCAGCGUGGACGCCCUGCAGGUCGCCUUCGCCGACGCCCGCUGCUUCGGGGACGUGCCGGCGGCCGUGCUGGCCGAGGGCCGGGGCAGCAUGGCCCGGGCCCACGCCUGUGUGGACGAGCUGCUGGAGCUGGUGGUGCAGGCCGUGCCACUGCCCUGGCUGGUCGGGCCCUUCGCGCCCAUCCUGGUGGAGCGGUCAGGGCCCCCGCCCGACCUGGAGGCCCUGGUGGACGAGGUCGUGGGGGGGCCCGACCCACGCUGGGCACACCUGGAUUGGCCAGCCCAGCAGAGAGCCUGGGAAGCUCAGCAUGGGGACGGGACAGGCCUCCCAGGGAAAAUUCCCGAGGAGGAGCCUGAGCCCCUCAACCACCCCAAGCACACUCUGAUGCCAGAGCUGGACUUCUGACCUGUUGGGGACCGUGGGGCAGCAGAGGCAGCGGGAGGCCGUCUUGCACCAGGCUAUCUCUGCUGCCCCCUAGUGGUCAUGCCCCAGCACUACUAGCCGAUGCCUUGGCCUUGGCCGGGGAAUAGAGCUGGGUGGGGAUUAGGGGCUGAAUUCUGAAUCUAGACCAGCUUCAUUGAUAUCAGACCAUUCCCAGUCUUCCCCUUGAACACGUGAGGACUUUAACCUAACUCAGGUCUGACUAGCCCCAAGCUGGGUUCAUGGCCUGUGGUCCCAAUUGUCCCACCCCAAGCAGCUGAUCAAAACUCCCCAGAAAAGCAUACGUUUUGCCCAAGUAGAAGCACAAGCUUCUAUCUGGGGCUUUGAAAAGUGAGCAUCUCUCUCCUCCUCUUGUCCAUCCUGGACUGGGGUCCCCAGAGAUAUCUGGCUGCUACAGCUGGACCCGCCACACCCACUUGCUUUGCUGGUUGGUGUCUACUCUCCAGAAUAAAGGUGAUUGAUGUUGUCCAAA
This is a messenger RNA of Camelus dromedarius (Arabian camel), 2829 nucleotides long. It is a transcript of the gene PLIN5, whose product is annotated as perilipin 5. The record is from RefSeq and is a predicted model, not a curated record. Gene Ontology annotation, cellular component: lipid droplet; cytosol. The transcript has 8 exons. Gene Ontology annotation, biological process: positive regulation of triglyceride storage; lipid storage. The coding region runs from base 948 to 2321 and encodes 457 amino acids. NCBI's taxonomy places the organism in Eukaryota, Metazoa, Chordata, Mammalia, Artiodactyla, Camelidae.